CGGAUGGUUCCGCAGUCGUUGUUGUUUUGCUUCUGGUCACUCAUCAGGCGGACAGCAGCCGCUGAAGAUGAUGGAGCAUUCAGCAUCAGACUCCGAAACUGAAGAUCAUGUUCAGCCUUUACUUCGCAGGAAAGACACCGGAGACAUUCAGAAAGCUCCUGCUUGCUGCUCCUCACGUUACGGGUUGGCCUUUUUGUCGUGUUAUGGCUUCUUUGUGGCAUAUGCCCUCAGGGUGAACCUUAGUGUGGCAAUGGUGGACAUGCUGAAAAACCGUACCAGUGCCAACAGCAGUUCCUCCGUCUGUCCUCAUCACAGCAGCCCUGUUCCCAAACACAAUCACACCGCCAGUGUGUAUGACUGGGAUUCAGAGACUCAGGGCUGGAUCCUGGGCUCUUUUUUCUAUGGAUAUAUACUUACUCAGAUACCAGGUGGCUACUUGGCACGCAAGUACGGUGCCAAGUGGCUCUUGGGUAUUGGCAUCCUUUGCACUGUGAUCUUCACCCUGCUAACUCCAGUAGCUGCUGAUCUAGGAGCUGGUUACCUCAUCGCUGUCAGGGUGUUGGAAGGUAUUGGGGAGGGAGUGUCAUAUCCUGCUAUGCAUGCAAUGUGGGCGUCAUGGGCACCACCUCUGGAGAGAAGUCGACUGCUCACUAUCUCUUACACAGGUGCUCAACUGGGAACUGUAGUGGCUCUCCCUCUUUCUGGUCAGAUAUGUUUUUAUCUAGACUGGACAUACGUCUUUUAUAUAUUUGGAAUUGUUGGACUUCUUUGGUUUGUCCUUUGGGCUUGUUUAGUCAGUAACACUCCCAGCUCACACAAAAGGAUAACAGAGGCUGAGAAGGCAUACAUAUUGGCAUCUUUAAAAAAUGAACUGUCCCCAACCACAGAUUACAUCCCAUGGACAGCAAUCCUCAAGUCUUUGCCAUUAUGGGCCAUAGUUGUGGCACACUUCUCCUACAACUGGACAUUUUACACUCUGCUGACUCUCUUACCCACCUACAUGAAUGAUGUUCUUGGAUUCAGCAUCCAGCAGAAUGGAAUGCUCUCAGCUCUGCCCUACCUUGGUUGUUGGUUGCUGGCUUUGCUGGGUGGACAGCUGGCAGACUUCUUGAGAGAGAAAUGUUUUAUGCGCACUGUAAUAGUGCGCAAGGCUUUCACUAUAGUAGGAAUGGUGGGACCAGCCGUCUUCCUGGUGGCUGCUGGCUACACUGGCUGUAACUACACCUUGGCCAUUGCCUUCCUCACCAUCUCUUCUGCUCUAGGGGGCAUUUCAGCGUCUGGAUUUAACAUCAACCAUUUGGAUAUUGCUCCCUCCUAUGCUGGGAUAUUGCUUGGGAUCACAAACACAUUUGCCACUAUACCUGGAAUGGUGGGCCCAGUAAUAGCAAGAUCUCUGACCAAAUCUAACACCAUUCCAGAGUGGCAAAUUGUCUUCUACAUCUCUGCAGCAAUCAAUAUAUUUGGAGCAGUUUUCUUCACAAUAUUUGGCAAGGGCACAGUCCAGCCUUGGGCUGUUCAGAGAAUAAACAUUCAAUAAAGCAUAUCUACCAUUAGCCAUUUCCAAAAGGCCAAAGGGAUGUACCUAUUGUAAAUUCCAUAGAAAUCCUGUAGGUAAUUGCAUAUGGUUUGCAAACUAAUGAAUAUUGCACAAUCCAAUGUUGUUGUUUUUUUUAAAACAUACCAACAAAUUCUGAUAAUUUUAUUGGUAAUAGGUAUAUCUGUAUUUGUUAUACACGCCAGUAGUAUUUUCUUUUUUCUUCAAAUGAAGGUGUGAUAAAUAAAAAGAGUGA
Molecule: messenger RNA, 1790 nt
Organism: Rhinichthys klamathensis goyatoka
Lineage: Eukaryota; Metazoa; Chordata; Actinopteri; Cypriniformes; Leuciscidae
Gene: slc17a5
Product: solute carrier family 17 member 5
Exons: 11
Coding region: 68-1537 (489 amino acids)
Biological process (GO): monoatomic anion transport; transmembrane transport
Molecular function (GO): transmembrane transporter activity
Source: RefSeq, a predicted model, not a curated record